This is a messenger RNA of Ceratosolen solmsi marchali, 734 nucleotides long. Its product is annotated as tRNA dimethylallyltransferase, mitochondrial-like. NCBI's taxonomy places the organism in Eukaryota, Metazoa, Arthropoda, Insecta, Hymenoptera, Agaonidae. Gene Ontology annotation, cellular component: mitochondrion. The transcript has 5 exons. The record is from RefSeq and is a predicted model, not a curated record. Gene Ontology annotation, molecular function: tRNA dimethylallyltransferase activity. Bases 18 to 734 code for a protein of 238 amino acids. Gene Ontology annotation, biological process: tRNA modification.
AGCAACUCGUGGACACGAUGUCGUGUGUGCCAAUACUGACGAUCCUCGGAUCGACGUGCUCCGGAAAGUCGCGGCUUGGUAUCGAGCUCGCACGUAAGUUCGCCGGCGAGAUCAUCUCCGCGGACAGUAUGCAGGUCUACAAGGGCCUCGACAUCAUCACGGCGAAGGUGUCGAAGGAGGAGCAGGCUAUGGCCAAACACCACAUGAUUGAUAUAAUCGAUCCCCUCUAUGAAUUCAAGGUCUCCGAAUUCAAGAACAGAGCCGUGCCUAUCAUCGACAAUCUUAUAGAAAAUGGAAAAUCGCCGAUAAUCGUUGGUGGUACCAAUUAUUAUAUUGAGUCACUCAUAUGGAAAAUACUUAUUGAUGAUCCAAAUAUAUCAAAUAACGAGUCUGAUAAGGAUGAAGGUUCCAGUCUUCCGAAAAUUCGACGUAUAGAGAAGGAUAAUCUUAAGGAUUUGUACAAAAAAUUGAUACAAGUCGAUCCUGAAAUGGCCGACAGACUUCACCCAAAUGAUAAACGAAAAAUCAUCAGGUCGCUGGAGAUAUUCGAGCGGCAUGGAAUACCACAGUCGGAGAUCCUGAAGGAGCAGAGACGCGCUGGAGGAUCUGGACUAGGAGGUCCUUUGCGAUACAAAAAUAAUAUAAUCUUUUGGCUCAGUUGUGAUAAGAAUAGAAAUGCGUUGAAGCUGAGGAAGAAAAUAUUCUGCGUCAGACAGUGCAAUUACACGUUUUGA